Messenger RNA from Fonsecaea nubica, 873 nucleotides. RefSeq lists its product as hypothetical. Lineage: Eukaryota; Fungi; Ascomycota; Eurotiomycetes; Chaetothyriales; Herpotrichiellaceae. The coding region runs from base 1 to 873 and encodes 290 amino acids. Gene Ontology annotation, biological process: cellular response to oxidative stress. Gene Ontology annotation, molecular function: glutathione disulfide oxidoreductase activity. The record is from RefSeq and is a predicted model, not a curated record. Gene Ontology annotation, cellular component: cytoplasm; cis-Golgi network; Golgi lumen. The transcript has 2 exons.
AUGUCGGCCGUGCGGCGCAGCCAGGCCGUAGGCCUCACCCUCGGGAUUCUCUUGAUCUACUUCCUCUUCUUCUCGGGCUCUGGCACGACCACAGACUUUCGCAAAACCACCGAGGCCUCGUUAUCGCGCCGUCGAGGCGUCUUGAGAGGCGCGCUCUCGGACAGAGAGUUGACUGCACAAACGAAUCGCGAGUUGCAGAUGAUUCUGGACAAGCAGAAGGAGCAGAGACAGCGGGACGAGGAUCAGAGGAUCUUUGACGCGUCGCCUGUCCAGGGCAAUCACCCAUAUACUUCGACCAUCAGUUUCGACGAUGAGAUCAGUAUCGGUGGAAGGAGGACCAUGCCAAAGGAGAAGCCGAAAUACCCUGUCGACACGACCACGGCCGUCGCAGCGGAUGGACAGGGCGAGGAAAUCGCAUACAAUGGGAACAAAGUCGAAAAGGCAAAGGAUGACGGAGAGACUCUGGCACGACAAGAACUGCAAAGCAUUUUGAAGAAGAGUCCAAUCAUCAUCUUCUCCAAGUCCUACUGUCCCUACUCAAAACGAGCCAAAGCUCUCCUUUUGGAAACGUACAAUAUCACGCCAGCGCCUUACGUGGUAGAACUCGACCUGAUCACCACUCCCGUUCCCAAGGCCCACGACGAUGAAGAUGACGAUGCGCCAGCGCCUACACUAGGCCGCAAACUACAAGACCUCUUGGCUACACUGACUGGUCGACGUACUGUGCCGAACAUCAUGAUCAAUGCGCAGAGUCUCGGUGGCAGUGACGACAUUGCUAGAAUGCAUAUGGAGGGGACCCUGGAGGAAGAGAUCAGAAAGAUGGGCGGGAAAAGGAUAGUCAGUGUCGAAAAGAAGCACAAGGACGGGGAAUGA